GGUGACAUAACACUUAAAACUUUUAGCAUUGUCAAAUUUUCAAUUUCAAAGUUUUUUUUCUUCUUUUUAGGGUAAAAUUUUCGUAAUUUAAAAUUAAAUAAUGCACGUUUAGUAACAAAAUUAUCAGUGAAGCGAUGGAAGAAAUCGUCAAUAAUGAGUUUCUAUUUUACUCAAAACUGUCUAAGCCUUUGAUCCUGAAUUUACCCAAGUCACAAGAUCGGAUUUUAGCAGCAGCAUGGCUCAAAAAAUUCGCAGACGAGCAAGCAGGCACAGAAAAGCUAAGAAUAAUAUAUCUGAAGCUCUUAAUCUUCUGCCUGCAGCGCAGAAGACUCAGUGGAAUAUUUGCGGAUGACCCAUCUUUAUACAAUACAUUGGAGGAAUUACCCGAGGAUAUCGAUCUUAAUGAAUUUGCAAGAAAUCUCCUCGAGGAAGAAAAACUAGAACGUCGAAAAAUUAUCAAACUAGAAAUGAUGGGAGAUAUGGAUGCGUUUCCAGCAUAUACAACAGAUUGUUCUCCAGACCUAACGGAGUAUGUAGCUGCUCAGGAUAUUCCGAAUUUUGGAGUUCAUGCUUACUAUGCCAUCUCUAAGCAACCUGUUAGUAAAUGGCAAAGAUCGGAAAAGGCUAUUCUUCCUAAAGGAAUAAAGAGUGCUAUAGAAACAAAUAUCAGUAUCAGUGCUGCUGGUGCUGAAGGUCCAAAAUGUACUUGCGCCCCAAAAGGUACAUCGUCAGCGCCCGAAGUGGAAGAUGGAGGCGAAGAAAGUUUUCCAGAAUGCAGGCAACCCAAAGAUCAAUCAGCCGAAAGGCCUAAGAAAAAACGUCCGAAGAAACUUGGUACUUCACCGCCAACGCAUCCUAUCGGAGAAGUAAAGCAUGAAGAGGAGGAACGACCCACUCCCACUUGGGGAACCAACCUCGUCGAAAUCAGAGAACACACAGACUUAGGAAACAUCGAAGAAAUGACACCACUAGAAAGAGAUUUAGAGGAACGGGUCAAUAGAAUGAUGGCAGAAGCUUUCGCUAGUUCCAUCGAGGAAGAAUCUGAAACAGAUGAAGAUGACUUAUCAGAAAAAGCAAAUGAAAUGAAUAAUACUUUAAGUGAGGUGGAAAAAGGAAGAAUGUCUUCUCAGCAAACAGCAGAUAAGGGUGGUAAAAAGAAAAAAAAGAAAAAAGAGGAGGAAGUAGAAGAGCUGCCGGAAGAUUACCAUGUAGAAGGCAGAAUUGAGUGGGAGCCACAAGGUGAUGACUAUUUUGAAAGACUGUUAGCUGAAGCAGAAGCGGAUAUCGAUUUGUCUGUUUACGAUCAAGGCAUUGACGAAGAUGAGUCGGUAGUUGAACUAUUUGAUGAUGAAAUUGCCGACAUAGAAGAUGAGCUAAAUGUGUCAAGAGCGACAACGCAAGCUAGAAAUGCUUCUCCAGCUUUAACAAGGGAAAUACCAGUUACUACACCACCAGCUACAGCAAGUCCGAAAAGAACCAAAACACCUGAGAAAAUAUUUGCUGGGGAUGAUGAUUAUUUACUUAGGCACAGGGCAUCUCCUCUAAAAGCACCAAAAGAGCCACAACAAGAUCCCCGAAGAUCCGCAAGGCCUGCUGCAGAACCUGAACAGACCGAAAAAGACCAACAUUUAUCUCAAGUUUUUGAACAUGCCAAGAGACUGGUCGAAGAUGAGGAUGACUCUUUUUUAGCUCAUGAACAAGAAAUGGAGGAACAGGACCGACAAGAGGAUAGAAAUGCCCCAGGCCCAAUGAGAUAUGCGCAAACACCUGCACGCGAAGCUUAUAACGUUAUGGAUCGCGUAAGGCAACAAGAAGCUAUGUUAAGGACUCCACCACAACACGGGCGAACACCAUCGCAACCAAUACAACGGAAAAGAACCCCAACAUCCGCUGAACAACAGGCGGAAUUCGACCGUUUAGAAAGGCAGUUUGCGGGAGGAACACCUCCACGUGCUAGAUCUCCGAGUAUAGGGAGACAACAACAAUCGCCAGGCUUAAGCCAAGUCAUGGAUAAAGUUCAACAACAGCAACAAAUGCUUGCGUCUACAGCACGAACACCACGACAACCAAUACAACAACGCAGAGCUCCAACAUCCGCAGAGCAACAGGCCGAAUUUGACCGUCUAGAAAGGGAGCUUGGGGGAGGAACACCCACUCGUGCUAGAUCUCCAUGUAUAGCAAGACAGCAACAGUCGCCAGGCCUCAGCCAGGUUAUGGAAAGAGUUCAACAACAGCAACAGAUGCUUGCAUCUGCAAUGGGUCCAGCACAAACCCCACGACAACCAAUACAGCGAAGCAGAACUCCAACAUCCGCAGAGCAACAGGCCGAAUUCGACCGUCUAGAGAGGGAGCUUGGGGGUGGAACACCCACUCGUGCUAGAUCUCCAUGUAUAGCGAGACAGCAACAGUCGCCAGGCCUUAGUCAAGUUAUGGAAAGAGUGCAGCAACAGCAACAGAUGCUUGCAUCGCCAAUGGGUCCAGGUUUAGACAUAACUCCACCACAAUUUGCAGACUCGCCACCACCAAUGACCCAACAAGAAGAAUUUGGUUAUUUUGAAGGAAUUCGACAGCAAGCUAGACUCGAAGGAACAGCUCCUCCUGAAUGGAAUGAAGAAGAAUUUCUUCGAAGACAAGGAGAAAGAAGAAGACGAAGACAUGAAGUAAUUAGAGAGGGAUCACCUGAAGCAAAUCGAAUAAUUCACGAAGUUGAAAAUAUAUUUGACGAGGCUGAUGGAUCUAUAGGAGGUGGAAUUUUAGAAGAAUCGAUUCCACAAAUGGAUUUCGAUCUAACGCCAGAUCCAUCAGUGCCAGGCCCAGUAUCACCUUUAGGUUAUACUCCAACGGGUCCACCACCUGCAAGACCCCAAACGCCCAAACCUCAAACUCCGCAGCGUCGCCCGCCUGCGUCAAUAACACCAGAAGUAGUAAGACAAUACAGGCAAAGAGAAGCGAGAGAAAAAGAAUUUGUACCCGGAGUGUCUUCACCCCUGACCCCUAAAGUUUGGCAAAGACCUUAUGAUAGGCCUCCCUUAUACCAAACUCCAGUGCCAACUCCCCCACCCCGGACACCUCCGCAAUCGCCUCCUCCCCAGUUUUUUGAUCGAUCACCGUUAGCUGAGGAAGAAAUGGAAUUUCCUGAGUCACCAAAUGUUAGCCCAGGACCAUACAUACCAACAUACAAUCCCUAUGAACCUGAUGUAUUUGACCAAUAUUUGGCACAGCAAGCAGCAGAAAGACAACAGGAAGAAGUGUGUCAGCCAUGUUCUCCUGCUCCAAUAAGGUCUCCUGUUCCAAUAAGUCCUCCAGUUCAAAGAAGUCCCUCUCCACCUCCUUCACCAUUUGAACCGGUUGAUUACCUGGAAGAACAUGAGCUUUCUGAUUUACCGUUCGGUCCGCCAAUGGCUCCAGAAGAAAUAAGAGAAUUUCUUGAAGAAGUGGGACAGACUAGUCCGCUUCAACCUUCUCCACCGGCUUCUCGACCCCGCACACCACAACAAGCACCACAACCACCGCAAGAGGCUGCUUAUACUCCGCCUUCGCCAUUUGAACCAGUUGAUUAUCUGAAGGCAGAUGAGUUGGCUGACCUUUCAUUUGGACCAGACAUGAGUCCAGGAGAAGUUCAAAAUUUUUUAAAAGAGUUGGGGGAAAUGAGCCCUGCUACUCCAUAUGUCUAUCGGCCACCGUCAACUCCGUUUUCGGUCCCUCCAGCAACUCCUCCGCAGACACCGUUAUUUCGGGCUCCAGUGCCUCCACCAAUGCCGUUCUUCCCAGGGAUAAGUGCUCCUAUUACUCCGCAGCCGAACCAGCUCCCAUAUGAUCGGCCAAAUUACUAUUGGACGCCGCCUACUCCAUUGCCACCCGGAGCACCUGGUUUGGAUGAUAGUUUGCCUAUGGACUUCCCCGAGUCUCCGCCUCAGUUAUGGGCGCCUGCGACUCCGGGUUAUGGUCCAACACCGGCUAAAAGAUCUCCGAUGUAUUCACCUUCUCCCGUGCGCCCUUUUAAGCAACCCGAACGGCCAAGGCCGCGGCUUCAGAAAAAUCUACCGCCGCAGCAAGCGCAGAAGAAUCAAAGAGAAAUUAUAUCCCAAACAAGGAGAAGACGUAUGCGGCCGAGAAAUUUACUUCAGGACUUAGGAGAGGCCUGUGAACCAUGUGGACCUGUUAUGGAACCUCCUCCGCCAUGUGGACCUUGUGGCGAAGACGAGGACUUAGCAUCAAGAAGCAUAAGAUCCGCAACAAAAUUAAGAACACAACAACGCGGCAAAUACUCUACUCCAUCGCCUGGUCAAAUGGAUUUUGAUGCCUUAGAACGGCAAUUCCAGCAAGAAGCCGCUAUGGCUCUUCCUUGUAAUAAGCCAGUACUACCUGAACUGCCCUUCUCACCCGGUGAGGAACAAAGAGUUAGAGAACGUGUACGUCAACAGGAAGCUAUGCUUAGGACGCCGCCAUCUCCGGUUGAUCUUGAGUUUGAGCGUUUGGAGCGAGAAUUUGCCAUGGAAGAUGAAGGAGCGCCCUGCAUACCUUGUUCGGGAGGUCAAGAUGCAGAUGCAGAUGCAAGAAAAAUAUAUGAAAGGGCUAGGCAACAAGAGGCUCUUUUAAGGACUCCUCCUCAACUUACUGAGUUAGAGGAGUUUGAAGCUUUGGAAAGACAGUUUGCUGGUGAAGAAGGUGGCACCUGUCCAGCCAAAUUAUCCCAAUCCUUACCUAAACCAUCUUCACCUUGUGGGCCGAAAGCUGAUGCUGUUUAUGAAAGGGCUAGGCAACAAGAAGCUCUUUUAAGGACUCCUCGUCAACCUACCGAGUUAGAGCAGUUUGAAGAGCUAGAAAGACAGUUUGCCGAGGAAGAAGGUGGCUCCUCACCAGCCAAAUUAUCCCAAUCCUUGCCAAAACCAUCUUCACCUUAUGGGCCAGAGGCUGAUGCUAUUUAUAAAAAAAUUAGAGAACAAGAGGAGAUGCUACAACCUAGUCCUCAAUAUCCUGGUGGUUGGACACCUGAAGGUGUUCCUGGACCCUCCAGAAGACGAACAGGACUAACACCUCCUUCACCAUGGCAGUAUGAUUCUGAUGUUUGCAGCCCUCCCCCAACCCCUGUUCCUACACCUGUUGUAGUUGUAGCAAAAAGAAUAAAGAAGAAAGGAAGAUAUCCACCACAGCCCACUCCAAGGACUCCAACAGACUCAAGAAAUAUACCUAGAGCCCCAUGCGGUACUCCGCCAAAACGAGUUGCUGCCUAUGGAACUCCUUUACGUGAAAAGUUGCCAUUAAGACCCAAGAACUUGUUUGUAGCGCCAGGUGAAUAUCCUCCUCCAUCUCCUGAUGUACGAAGGCAGUACGAUCCAAGCACACCUCCUUGUAUUGGUGCUGAAAAUGUGCCGCGAUCAGAAUGGAGCCCUGAAGGAGGUUACUUGGAGGAUGAAGGGGUACCACCAGACUUUCCCUCGCCCCCGCCUCGUACAUUACAGGACGACCAACUUUUCUUCCCACCUGAAGCCAUGGCGGCAAGAACACCAGAAGGUCUGCCUACAAUGAAAGAUGUUAUGAGGCACCAACUGGCUCAGGAUACAUUUAGGAGAAACAUCUCCUAUAAAACGCCUUUUGGAGCAGGACCAUGUUCUAGAAUAAGAAGGCAAAGUAGGACAGGUUUUGCACCGAUGGGUGGAAUAGCAGAAGAAGGUACACCACCAGGCCAAUUGGCAGAACAAAGGGAUUUGCAAGAUAUAGAAUUUACUCCACCGCAAUUUAGAUCUCCUAGACCCGCUUCGCUUAUGCCACGGAGUCCAACUAUGGGGCAAUGUAUGGCAAGUGUGAUGACUGGAUUAGAAGAUAUAUACCAACAAAGGCCUCCUCAAGACAUGCCUUCAACAUCCAGAGGAGCUUCUCCAACUAGAAUGCCCCAAGAACCUUCUACUAGUGCAAGUGGUGCUAAACCCAAAGCUGAAAGUAAACCAAAACCUAAGAAACAGCCGAAGCCUCUGAAGGAAACAAGAUCUCAGAAACUAAAACGGGAAAAGUUGGAGAAAGAACAAGCUGCGGAAAAGGAGGCUCAACGAAAAAAAGAGAAAGCCGCGAAAGCCCAGGCUGAAAAGAAACGAAAAGCGCAAUCGCAAAUUAUUGGUGUAAAAUUAAAAGCAGAGCUCUCUCAGCAUCAAAUCGAUUUUCCUGGAUAUCGACAGGGAGUAAUAACGGGGAAAACCAGUGGAAAAUAUAUGAGAAUUCCAAGACAAUCACGUGGUGUUAUAGACGCUAUGAAUAUUAUUGAAGAAAGAGCAGAACCAGGAUCACCAUGUUAUCCAUGUGCUCAAGGACAAGUCGGUGGACCGGAUGAUGAACUUCGACCACCUAUAGAUGCUAGCCCUGAUAUACCUGGCAUGACUGCAGCUGAUCGAGCAGCUCAAAUGGCUCGUGCACAAGAGAGGUAUUUUGCGGAAACUAGGCUUGGGCCUCUGUUGGAUGAAGAAAGAAUGCAGUUAGAAGAACCAUUAGGAACCAUAACCUAUUCUCCCCGAAGACCCGACCCACAGUUUGGCCGAGGUCCAUUUUCAUAUGAUAUGCCAGGUGUACAUUUACCAUUUAGGCAAGCGUUUCCCUCAGACGACAUGCCGGAGUUAGAAAACGCAAAUAUUAUGGGCAUUGAAAUGAUGUCUCCUCCACAGUUUGCUGAAAUUGCAGAUGAUGGCAGCUUUGGUUUCUUGCCUUCCCCUGAAGGAAGCGAGGUAUAUCCACCACGUGUACCCUUACCAGAGACUCCUCCGCUUGAUCCCCGAAAAGUGAGGAGACAUAUAGAAUCUAAGGCUGAUCCUUUCUAUGAUCCAACAGUUCAAGGUGGUGUUUUAGUGGACAGAGGCCAAAGAAGAAUUUCUAGAGCUCCUGGAUAUGAGAUGAGUCAGAUUCUUGAACAAUCGCCACCAUUAUUGCCAAUUAAUCAAAUACGAGCUUGCAGAGAUGUUCCUCUACGAGGCCAAGCGCCCAGAACUGACAUAUUGGACCGACCCCUUCCCCAAGGUCUUCGUUCCCCCCUCCAAACCAAUUUACCAUCCUAUGUCCCAGAACCCUGGCAACCACCAUGUGGCGCUUUUGAUGUUCCUCCGAUUGGUCAAAUCUAUCAGCCUCCACCGGACCUUCCGAUACAUCCUGAUCUAGUGGACUUGGCACAGUAUGAAUCACCAGUUCAUAUACCAGAAGAAGUUAGUCUCGAUGAAGCUCCUCCAGAAGGAAUGCUAUACACACCGGAACGUGAUGCAGAAACUGACGAUAUAGACUGGCAUAAUGAGAUGUUACGUAGAAUAAGAGAGCUUCCAGACGUUCCAUAUAGUCCUGAACUACUGUCACCGGAUCUAGGACUAGGUCAGGAUGAAAAUUUCUUAGAGCCGUGUAUAGGUGUUGAUAUCCAUCCAUGGGAAGGUUUUCUUGAUACUACUCCACCUCUAGAGAGAGACUACGCUCUACUAGAAAUGCAUGAAAGAACUAAGCAAGCUCAAGGAAGAAAGGGUAUUAAACCUAAACCAAUGUUUUUCGGCGGAUAUGGAGAGACUCCAAAGAGACCAAUUCCUAGAUGGUAUGGACGAGGAGGAGCUCGAAAUGUUAUUCCAGAAGCAGAUAUUGAGGAUUCACCACCAUCUCCUCGAACUCCUCCACCUCAACUUCCCGCUCCCCCUAGUUGGUGGUCUCCAGAUUUAGACGAAUUUGAAAGAAUGGAAAGAGAAAUCGAAACUAAAUGCAGAGCACGUGAUAGGCGUACACAACGCGAAAGAGAUUUUGACGAACGACGGCGCCAAACUGAAAUCGAAUUAAUGGCUGAAGAGUCAGAUAGGAGACUGGCUAUGUCGCCUACUCAAUGGGAAUUCGAACAGUUGGAGCAGCAAAUUGCUGAAGAGGAGGGUCGUCGUAAAGUGUCUAAGAGAAGACAGCAGCAAAUGAAGUUUGAAGAAAUUCAGAGACGUGCAGCUGUAGAAGAAAUGAUCAUGGAGGCGGAAAGAAAAGAGCAAGAAUUUAAGCGGCCUGCAUCUCCAAUUGGAAGAGAAGCUUCACCAAGUAGGACUCCACCAGGACCUCCUCCUAUGCUUUCUGUCUCGAGUCCUGGAGAAGCGGCAGGAGGUCCAUGUGGGGUAUGCUCGCCAGACGAUAUCGACAGACAAGUAGAAGCAGCUUACGAAAAUUUGAAUAUGUUGGAUCAGGAGCAAGGAUGGUACGACGUUCUUGAAAAUAUGGAAUCACCACCACGUUUACCAUGGCAAGGAUUAGAUUAUAGUCCUCUAGGGGAAGAAUCGCCUCCACCCGGUUUAUUUUACUUUACCCCUCCAAAAAAAAGACGCAUCCAGCCAACAUACGCUUCUGUUGAAAUUUCUCCAGGCGAACCACGAGAGGAUCCUGUUAUGACGGCGGUAGAGAAUCUAAAGAGGAGACAAGAACAGCACGCUUUAGAGUUUCAACGAGGCCGUGAAGAGAUUCGACAAAUGUUCGCCCCUACACCCUUGUCUCCUGGCCCUGGACCAGACUUUUUGAUGAACGUGUAUGCUCACCAAAUCCCACAGGACUUUAGAGAACACCGACGACCUCCUUGCGUGAUAAGAGAUCAAAUUGGAACCCAGGAGCGCAAUUUGCAACUUCAGAGAAGAUCCGCUGGGCCCGCUUUGGACAGUAUUCGGGAGCAAAGGGUGCAAAUUGUAACGCCAAAGCCUUGGAGACAGCCUCCAAGGAAACGACCACGACCUUCAAAGAAGAGUCAACCUGCCGCAGGACCAUCAGUGGCGGCACCUGGUCCUCAGCGAUCUGCGGGUGGAGCCUCCUGUGGACCGACAUGUCCGGCAGCCGAUCAGUCAAGACCCGGACCAAGCACCGGAGCGAUUCCGAAACAAUAUACCGUUGAAGAGGGACGGCAAAGAGCCAAAGAACGACUAAGGGCGGCCAAACGAAGUCAACAACAGGCGUCUAGACCGGCGGCCAGGUCAUCGCAAUCUCAAAGAGAACUGGCAAUGCAGCAGGCUGCAAUGGCUAGGCCACCAGCACCGUUUACCGGUUUUGUACCUACAAGUGUCAGAGCAAGAAUGCCACCACCGCCGCCGCCACCUGUAGAGCCUGUACGAGGCGGUAGACGUCCAGCAGGAGGCUGUGGCGGCUGUCCUGGAGCAAAUAGGCGACCAAGAACUCAAGCGUCUGCAAGUACAUCAAGAACAAAACUUCAAAGACCUGGAGGUUGCCCAGGACGAAGAUAAAAACAAUGUAUGAAUGUCUAUAAAAUACCAAAGAUGUUUCCAUCUUGAAGUGCCAGGAAGUUUGAAGAGAAGACGAUGAUUAAAAUAUGACGCCUGUGAUAUUAAAACAAUUGUGAUACGAUUUCUGUGAUAAUUUUAUUUGAAUAAGGUCUAAAAAUAAAGUGCUACGUGUAAUGUU
Molecule: messenger RNA, 9390 nt
Organism: Anthonomus grandis grandis
Lineage: Eukaryota; Metazoa; Arthropoda; Insecta; Coleoptera; Curculionidae
Product: titin-like
Exons: 83
Coding region: 135-9212 (3025 amino acids)
Source: RefSeq, a predicted model, not a curated record